Messenger RNA from Phyllostomus discolor (pale spear-nosed bat), 5208 nucleotides. RefSeq names its product sushi domain containing 1 (gene SUSD1). Lineage: Eukaryota; Metazoa; Chordata; Mammalia; Chiroptera; Phyllostomidae. Gene Ontology annotation, molecular function: calcium ion binding. The transcript has 17 exons. Bases 770 to 3076 code for a protein of 768 amino acids. The record is from RefSeq and is a predicted model, not a curated record.
UCUGCACUCAUAGCCAGCGCCCCGCUCCUGGACACGUCCUCUCCUGUCCGGAUUCCUGCGGCAGGGCCAGGCUGGUCUCCCCGCCCCCGCAGCCCCAGGCCCGACCCCACAGAGCAGACUCGGGGAGACCUUCCUGAGCAGGUCGCUAAGCUUAAGAUGGGCCCUAUUACAGUGUUUCUGCAACCCCCUUUCCUUGGCUCGUGAGGUCUUAUUUCUGCAUCUUAAUGCCUCUCUCUAAAUAUCUAAAAGACACCCUCUCGUCACUGUCUCUUUGAACGUGACUUUCUUACCUGCUUUGUUUCUCACCCAGGGGGCCUUAGCUUACUUCCUUGGAGCAGCGGGAACCCCUGCCAGCCCCUCCCCCCACCCCAAACUCUGUCUCCCUUUAAGGUCUUGUCACCUGGUCAAGUCUGUCGCCCUGGGUGGCCCGGGCCGGCGGCUUCUCGCCCUCUCAUCUUCCCCUUGGAGCUCCAGCCACCUCACCCCAGGUCUCUUCAACCUCCUGGAAAAUUCCCGCUCUUUCUGUCCCUCACCACGCUCCCUUUGCUCUCCCGGGGGUGCCUCCCCGAGCCCCCGGCCGGCUUGGACGCCACGUUCGUUUCACUCGCUUAAGGCGCAAUGGGCGUUUCCUUCGAGCACAGUCCGAGACCCUCUGUUCAGCUGUGUCACUCCCUGCCGGGUGCCUGUCCCCACUUUUGGAACGUGCGCGCCGAGAGGGCCGGACCACGGGCCGUGCGCCUGGCAGGUGCACAAGAGAGUGAAGGGGCGAAUGAAUGAAGAAGCGUCGGCCCAGGCUGGUCGCGCUGGCCAGAGCCCGCCACCUCCCCGGCACCUCAGGGUGCCGUCCCCUCCCCAGCGCAGCAGCGCCGGAAGCGGCCAGGCCAGCCCCCUCCCCGCGGCGCCUGCUGCCUUAUCUCGGCGGCGUCUGGGGCCCCAGGAGGAGACGCCAGCGCUCUGGGAGGGACGCAGCGGCAUGGGCCCCUGGCCCCGGGGCGCGGGCCGCCCGCCUCGUCGCCUGCUGCGGCUCCUGCUGCUGCUCGGCCUGGCCCGCGGCGUGACUGGAGCGCACGGGGUGGAGGGUGUAGACAUCUGCGCCACUUGCCAUGAGCAUGCCACCUGCAAGCAACGGGAAGGGAAGAAGAUGUGCAUUUGCAAGUACGGAUUUGUGGGCAACGGGAGGACUCAGUGUGUCGAUAAAAACGAGUGCCAGCUGGGGGCCACAGUGGUCUGCGGGAACCACACGUCUUGCCACAACACGCCCGGAGGCUUCUAUUGCAUCUGCCUCGAAGGAUAUCGAGCCACGAACAACAACGAGACCUUCAUCCCCAACGACGGCACCUUUUGCACAGACAUAGAUGAGUGUGAGGUUUCCGGCCUGUGCGGGCAAGGAGGACGGUGUGUGAACACCCACGGGAGCUUUGAAUGCCACUGUGGGGACGGAUACGUGCCAAAGAGCGGGCCCGAGCCCUUCCACCCGACCAGAGACGCCACGUCGUGCACAGAAAUAGACUGUGGCAUCCCUCCCGAGGUCCCAGAUGCCUAUAUCGUAGGCAAUUAUACUUCCACGCUUGGCAGCCAGGUUCGUUACACUUGCAAAGAAGGAUUUUUCGGUGGCCCAGAAGGUACAGUUUCAAGCUGCACAGCCUUGGGCACAUGGGAGUCCCCCAGAUUAAAUUGCCAAGAAAUAAUUACAGAAAUUAAUGCUCUGUCGGUGUUUAAUAAUACUUGUGUGAGAUGGCAAAUAAACCCGGGAAGAAUAAACUCCACGACUGUGUAUGUGGUGCACAUAGUAGGACACCGGGUGGACCCUGUGGAAUCCGUUCACGAGGAGACUGUCAACCUGACCACGGACAGCAGGAGCCCAGCAGUGUGCCUAGAUCUGUACCAAGGCACCAACUACACUGUGAGCGUUUCCACAGCCCCUCCCAGACGCUCUGUGCCAGCCCGCAUUGGGUUCCAGACAGCAGGUGGCAGAGACUCCGAGGGAGAAACAGACAUAAAAGAAGAAGAUCUCUCAGAAGACGACGGGAUUUUCAAUAUCUCAAUAUUUAAUGAAGCUUGUCUGAAAUUGAACAGGCAUUCUAGGAAAGUUGGACCAGACCAAAUAUACCAAUUUAAAAUUGUGGGCCGAAGAGGGUAUCUGAAUGAUUUUUAUCACGCAGUAUCAUUUAACUUCACAACGGGGGAACGAGCGUCCGUCGUGUGUUUAGACCUGUACCCGGCAACCGAUUACACAGUGAACAUCACCCUCCUGGGAUCUCCCGAGCCGCACUCAGUGCAGGUGAUGAUCACCACUGCACCGGCAGUGAAACAGACCAUCAGUGACAUUUCAAUAUUUAAUGAAACCUGUGUGAGAUGGAGAAAUACGAAGAUAGCUGGUAUAGAGGAAAUGUACUUACUCCACAUUCAGGGCCAGAGGUGGUAUCAGAAGGAAUUUGCCCAUGAAGUCACCUUUAAUGUCACUACGAGGAGCCAGGCUCCUGAGAUGUGCUUGGACCUGCGUCCGGGUACCAACUACAGUGUCAGCAUUCAGGCAUUGUCUUCGGCACGUCCCGCGGUCAUCUCUCUGACAACCCAGAUAACAGAGCCUCCCCUUCCAGAAGUAGACUUUUUCACCGUGCACGGAGGGCCCCUCCCACGCCUGAAGCUGAGGAAGGCCCAGGAGAGCAACGGGCCAAUCAGUUCCUAUCAGGUGUUAGUGGUUCCCCUGGCUCUCCAGAGCACGUUUUCCUGUGAUUCUCAAGGGGCUGCCUCGUUCUUUAGCAAUGCUUCUGAUGCCAAUGGAUACGUGGCUGCAGAACUGCUGGCCAGAGAUGUUCCAGAGGAGGCCAUGGAGAUAGCUGUUGGAGACAGGCUGUAUUAUGGGAAAUAUUAUAAUGCACCCUUGAAAAUAGGGAAUGAUUAUUGCAUCAUAUUGCGAAUCAUAAGCGAAUGGAAUAAGGUGAGAAGGUGCUCCUGCGCAGUCUGGGCUCAGGUGAAAGAUUCGUCGCUCACACUGCAGCAGAUGGCAGGCGUUGGGCUGGGCUCCAUGGCUGUUGUGAUUGUCCUCGCAUUCCUCUCCUUCUUAGCAGCGUGAUUGCAAAUGGGUGCCACGUGUGGCAGAUGCACUGCUGUCGGGGCAGAUGUUAUGACAGCUUCUCAGGUGCCUGCACACAGCACCUUCUACCCAGGUGUGUGGCGGGGCCUGCAGACUUCCCUCGUUCCCAGCUUGGCCCCAUUCCUGGAUUCAAGAUGGGGCCGCCUCUGUGGAACCCCCCAAAAGGAGGAAACUCAGGAAUUGCUGACGUCUUCCCUGCUACAUGACCAGUUCUGUGCCUAUGAACUUGAGACCCUUGAUAUACAAUGGAAUAUUGACCAUGGGCUACUGAUCACGUGGGCUGGGCCUGCAUCUUCUUCUGAGUGAUGCCUGAGACACAGCUCCUCUGGACAUUGAAUGCAAGAGGGUCUCUGAGUCUUAUUUUGUAGCAUCUCUGUUAAAUAAUUCAGAAUCUAUUCUUUUACAAUAAGCAAUGAGAUAGACUUGCGUUUAGGUUCAAAUUUGGCUUUAUGAAGGAGCGCUCUGAAAAAGAUAGCGAUCAUUGAUCCAGGCAAACUUGUCGAACACUUUCAAAGCAGCCCUUUUUCUAAAAUUAAUUGACAGCUAGUUAGGAAAUAGACCAGCCUGGCCACUCCAGUAAGUUCCCCGCCGCGUCUGUUUGGUACAGUUCCACUAGUCUAAAGUAUUCAAAAGCCGUAAGUGUUCAUCCCAGUAAAAAUUGUCUGUGAAUUUAGACAGUUCUUCUGUGGCAUGUGAAUAUUUAUAACAGCCUUGGUUAAUUUCUUUUAUUAAUGAGGGUCUCGUACAAAUGCUAUGUGCCUCCCAUUAGAUUCAGUGGCCAUGGUAACACGGGUCUGAAACAAUCUCGAGCCCAUGGUAGAACCCAAGUGUUCACAGGGACGGGGGAACAAUGUGGGUGACACGAUCAGUCCUUUCAUCUACAACCUCGGUAACCAUGACCGUGCCCUGUCACAGCCCUGACCCACUGGGUGUAAGCCGACCUGGGCCCCGGUCACUGUGCUGAAUUGGCGGGUGCAGUGUAGUAGCUUUGCCUUUUAAAGCCGGAAUGAGUCUUCUUUAACUUUCCUCCCUACCCGACAGUGUAACUCCCAGGCCCAGUAGCAAAUGAAAAAGAAAGGCUGAGGCUUGUGACGUCUCUAAGUGCAGUUUCUCCUCCUCCCUCCCUUCCUAGGCCGUGAGAAGAAAAAGCACGGGGGAGGCGACAGGAGCACAGUCGUGUUGUACAACCUCCGGGCGCACGUAUAAGAACGUGGCCCUGGGCUCGGGCAACGUCGUGGUCCCGAGGAAGAGGGACAGCCUUUCCAAUGUGGUGGGCGGGGCACUGGUGAGGGGCAGGUUUGAGGACCCUGGGCUCGUAAGCAGAGGAGGAGACAACAGGUGGAAACUGUCUGUGAAGUUGCUCCGCACGGGGGGCGGGGGGGGGGGGGGGUUUCCGCCCAGAGCACAUCCAUUCAGUUGGGAAGAGUCAGAGAGGUGGAGGUAAUACCCUGGCACUUGGGGGCGCAGUGCCAGCUGUCAGCCCCUGGCCCCUGCCAGUAUCAGGCAGUAUUGGGAAUAACUGUCCUUUGUCCUCUGAAGUGCUACCUCAGACUACAACUUAGGAUCCACAUUUAGAGCUCUCACCUCAAGUGAAUUCUAGAGUAGAGCUCUCAACAGACUAAUAUGAAUAGCUUCUACCUUCCAUUUUUAUGUGCAGCAAUUCAAACUCAUACUCCCUUCACAGCUCGAAUUAAAUUCGGACUCAUCACGCAUUAUUGUAAUGGUAUAGGGUAGGAUCUCUGAUGAGUAAGGAUUUUCCUGAAAGCCUCCUCAAUCCCAAGAGAGAAUCUAAGCCUUCCCCUCUCCUCCUCCUGCUACUCCUCCUCCUUUUUUAAUUUUUUUACCAGUUCAUAAACACCAUAUGUUUUCAUAGCUACACCCUCCCUAAUUUGCAGCUCUGGGAUUAGCUGCCAAAUAAGCUACAGUUGUCCACAUGGAAACUUAGCAUAAUUGUCAUUGAAAAAAAAAAAAGAAAGAAAAGAAAUCCCACUUGCUUAGCAUCAAAAAUUUCUAGUUAAAAUAACAGACUAUUAAGUAAAAUAUUAAGUAAAAUGUACUUUUGGAUGCGGUGUAGAAAUACGAAAACAGUUCCUGCAAAAGUACUAAAAGAG